ACGGGGCAGCCAUGUCGUAGGUGUACAGGUGGCCUGGCGUUUAGGUAAGAAGAAGACGACUGGCACUUGGCGGGAAAGGGGGAGGGGCUUGGGCCGAAGUGAAAGGAGGGACGAGGUGCAUACACGCUAGCGAGAGACGCCAAGGCCAUGACCUCAGCGCUUCGCACCACCCACUGCAACCACAACACACGACCGCAUUCUGUUGUCAAAACCACCGGCACAGUCAGGAUAUAGUUGCGAGUUUCUUCUCUCCUCGCCCGCCAUCCCCCUUGGACAUGGCCGACUCGCCUGCCUCCGCAACGGGUGCCCUGCCUGGCGAGUCCCCCGCCCAGACAAAGGCCAGACUACGCAGAGAGCGUCUAGCAGCAAAGAGCGGCGCUUCUCGUCUGCAGCAGAUCACGGCACUGCAAGGCGGCCCGCCCAGGGAUCUCAGUGAGGUUGAGAAGGAUGUUCCGGUCAAGCCUGCCCCAAUCCCUUUUCCCCAGCGCACACCCUCUAGGUCUGGAACAGCCACUCCUGACCCAGAUGAGGUAGACAUAUCACAACACCAUUAUCCACCCGUAUCUCGUCCCCGACUCCCCUCGCCCUUUGCUCCCGAGGCCAACCAGACAGACCCUUUUGGCCCAGGGCAGGCCUCAGACCCAGCCCAGGACCCCAUGAUGGCAAUGCUCCAGCAGAUGAUGGGCGCGGGUGCAGGUGGUAUGCCUGGCAUGCCCGGCGGUCCUGGCCAGGCAGGUGCACCACCGGGCCUUGCCAACAUGCUUUCGGCCAUGCAAGGUGGUGGUGCUGUUCCUGAGCCCUCGCCCGAUCAGUCUUCAGCCUGGAUCUGGCGCCUGGUGCACUCCGUCUUCUCCCUAGGACUCGCUGUCUAUAUAGUGUUACAGACGCCGUUUACCGGAUCCAAGUUCUUACGCGACAAUGUGCCCGACGAUGACUGGACCACCCAGUCUUCGCCAGCCGACAACUUUGCGCACUUUUUCUAUCUCUUUGCUACUUUCGAGGUUAUCCUACAGUCUUCACGCUAUUUCAUCGAGAAAGGUCAGUUGCAAGGAGGUGGCAUGCUCAGCACGGUCGCGGGUAUCUUGCCCGAGCCGUAUGCAGGAUAUGUGAGGACAGUUGGUAGGUACAGCGUCAUAUACAGCACCGUUGUGAGCGAUGCCAUGGUUGUGGUAUUCGUCUUGGGCGCCACAAGCUGGUGGAAAGGUGCUGCUGUUGCAUGACCUUGUGCGGCUUUGAUGCAAAUAGAGUAAUGGUAUGACGACUAUCUCCAUCGCCCGGUUCCUGUUUUGACACAGCGCAAAUUUUGGUGCUACUCUGUGAAUUACAAGCAGCCAAUACAAUGUCACAGGGUCUGGAAAAGUUGCAAUGUAACACAUCAGUGUCCACGUGAAAGUGCUUUUCCGACUCGGUUAUCUUUAGCUGCGUCUCAUCGGUUUGUGUACGACCAUCGCCAAGGUACAUAUGUUGCGUAUGCAAGUCAUAGCUCGUUGCACGUAGUACGAGAUGCUAUAUGUAUUGUCUCCAUACAAGUCUCAUUCUUUGAUACACCAUCAACUCUAUACCCAUCGUUGCAGGUACACCAUACGUCUUCUGCAACACCAACCCAUUACCAAUAGGCGAACAACCCU
Messenger RNA from Bipolaris sorokiniana ND90Pr, 1628 nucleotides. RefSeq lists its product as uncharacterized. The transcript has 2 exons. Bases 276 to 1220 code for a protein of 314 amino acids. The record is from RefSeq and is a predicted model, not a curated record. Gene Ontology annotation, biological process: retrograde vesicle-mediated transport, Golgi to endoplasmic reticulum. Lineage: Eukaryota; Fungi; Ascomycota; Dothideomycetes; Pleosporales; Pleosporaceae.